This is a messenger RNA of Actinia tenebrosa (Australian red waratah sea anemone), 1311 nucleotides long. RefSeq lists its product as uncharacterized. Lineage: Eukaryota; Metazoa; Cnidaria; Anthozoa; Actiniaria; Actiniidae. The record is from RefSeq and is a predicted model, not a curated record.
AUGGCGGAGGCUAGUAAGGGUAAGAAGGUAGUUGGUGGAUUUUCUUGCUGUGUACCAGGUUGUUUUAAUAACUCUAAGAAAGAUAAAGGUCGCCUGUCAUUUUAUGUUAUUCCGAAGGACGAAAAGCUUCGAAAAUUGUGGCUCCACAAGAUCUCCAGGCAAGGCUUUAAGCCCAAGAAUGACCGGAUUUGUGGCUAUCGAGUGUGCUCUGAGCACUUAGGAGGUACUAAAACAUACACUAACAAUGUACCUACUAUAUUUCCACUGUCUAAGUCCCAUGUUACUCCAAAAAGAGAAAUAAGAAGAGAAUUGAUUCGACAUGCUAAAAGGAUUACUGUUGGGGAAAAUAAGCAAGCAAUCGAUGAAGAAAACAUUCCCACGAACGAGACUGCUUCGACGACUGCUUCUGUUUCGAACUAUGAGGAUAAUCUACAGAAAACAGCAAUGUUAGAGGAAAAGCUGAGGGCUUUAGAUCUCGAGAGACUGCGGCUGUUGGAAAGGAUAGAGAUAGAGCGAUUUGGAGUGGAGCGAUUUUCCCUGUCUGAUUCAGAUAUGCUAUAUUACACAGGAUUAGAAAACUACAAGUUUUUCAAGGCUUUGUACGAAUUUUUGGAUGGUGACAAUGGUGCAAUCUCCAGACUUAAUUAUUGGGGUUCAAACAAUUCUUCCCAGAAUUUUCAAGAUAUUGAAAAACGCGGAAAGAAACGCUCUCUCCUUUCAGCAGAUGAAUUAUUUCUGACACUUGCUAGGUUGAGAGUCAACAUGGCUGAAAAAGUGCUAGCUGAUAAUUUCAGAAUAAGUGUAUCAGAGGUUUGCAGAAUUUUUGCCACAUAUCUUGAUUUCAUGAUCAUUCUUGACUGCACAGAAUUAUUCAUCCAAAAGCCUUCAUGCUUUAGAGCUCAAAGUGAGACAUACUCAACCUACAAGAGCCAUAAUACUGCUAAAGGGCUUGUUGGAAUUGCACCUUUUGGAGCUGUAACGUUUGUGUCUGACGUUUAUGGUGGGCAUGCCAGUGAUAAAGAGAUUGUGGAAUCAUGUGGAAUUCUGAACAGAUUGGAAGAAGGGGACUCAGUCAUGGCUGAUCGGGGAUUUGAAAUCAGAGAUUUGGUUAUGACAUAUGGCUGCACUUUGAAUAUACCCCCAUUCAUGCGUUGCAAAGCCAGGCUUGACCCAGAAGAAGAAACAGAAGCAAGAGAAAUUGCUGCUGUAAGAAUACACGUGGAAAGGGCAAUUGAACGGAUCAAGAACUAUAACAUUUUAAAUCAGAUCAUUCCCAAUUCAAUGGCAGAAGACCUUAACAAGAUAUGGAAA